AUGCAAAAUAUUUAUACAAAUUAUAUAAGCUUAACAGCUGUUAACACAAGAGACAAGUGUUAAGCUGCAUCAAAGGAUAAGCAUGCAAGAUGACACAUCAUAAACACCUGUGCAAAACACUCAACAACCAGUACAACGAAGCAAAGCCAUAAUAGACAAAAUGAUAAAGUCAAUGCAUGCUUCAGCUCUAACAUCUGGGACCUCGCUUUUAGCUUCUCCUAGUGAGAAUUUAUCAGCAAUAAUAUUCUAGCCUUUCAAAAAAAAAAAAACUAGAAGUGAAAAAAGUGUCAUCGUGAUCACCUUGAGUUUCAUGGAGCUUGAAUCUUCCUCCUCCAACUUGUUCCUCAUCACCUUCUUUCUGUUUUUCACAGUAGUCCAACAUCUUAAAGCUCAAAAAGCCAAGAAAUCUUUCACCAGGCUUCCUCCAGGGCCAUGGAAACUACCUCUCAUUGGUAACUUGCACCAGCUUGUCAGCACUCUACCCCAUCACACCCUGAGAGAUUUGGCCAAGAAGUAUGGACCUUUGAUGUGGUUAAAGCUCGGGGAAGUUCCAACACUUGUAGUUUCAUCCCCGGAAAUGGCGAAAGAGGUUAUGAGAACCCAUGAUGUAACAUUUUGCCAAAGGCCUUAUCUGCUGGCUGCUAGCAUAAUGGGAUACAAUUUCCAAGACAUCAUCUUUUCACCAUAUGGAAAUUAUUGGAGACAGAUGAAGAAAAUUUGCAUGACGGAGCUUUUGAGUACAAACCGUGUCCAAUCAUUCCAAUCAAUCAGGGAACAAGAGGUGUCAGCUCUCAUGGAAAUCAUAUCUUCGAAUGCAAGAUCCCCAGUUAAUCUCAGUGAGAAAAUUUACUCCCUGACGUAUGGCAUAACAGCGAGAGCAGCCUUCGGGAAGAAGAGCGGAGACGAAGAAGAAUUCAUAAGGAUUGCCAUAGAGGUUUCGAAGUUAGCAGGUGGUUUCUGCUUAGCUGAUAUGUAUCCUUCUAAUGAGAUGCUGAAAUUGAUCAGUGGGAUUAGGCUUAAACUCGAGAAGUUACAUAAGGCGUCAGACAGGAUACUUGAAAAGAUAAUCGAUCAACACAAAGAGAGGAGAAACGGAAUGGCAAAUACAAAAACAGGAAAUAAGAAAGACGAGGAAGAUCUGGUUGAUAUCCUUCUUAAGCUCCAACAACAAGGUGACCUUGACUUUCCUUUGUCAAAGGAUAACAUAAAAGCAGUCAUCCAGGAUAUUUUUGGAGCCGGUAGCGAGGCAUCAUCAAACACAGUGGAAUGGGCAAUGUCCGAAAUGGUAAGAAACCCGAAGCUAAUGAAGGAGGCGCAAGCUGAGGUGAGAAGGGUCUUCCAUGGGAAAGGAAAAGUGGAUGAAGUAGGGCUUGAGGAAUUGAAAUUCCUGAAGCUCAUUGUCAAAGAGACCUUGAGAUUAUACCCUGCUGGACCUCUUUUAAUACCAAGGGAAUGUAGUGAGGAUUGUGUUAUUGGUGGAUAUGAGAUACCUGCCAAGACGAAGGUCAUCGUGAACGCAUGGGCAAUAGGAAGAGAUCCGAGUUAUUGGAAGGAAGCAGAAAAGUUUCAGCCCGAAAGGUUCAUCGAUAAACCGAUUGAUUUCAGGGGAACAAACUUUGAAUAUAUCCCAUUUGGUGCUGGAAGGAGAAUGUGUCCUGGAAUUUCCUUUGCACUACCCAAUAUCGAGCUACCCCUUGCCAACCUGCUGUAUCAUUUUGAUUGGAAACUUCCAAACAAAAUGAAGUGUGAAGAUCUGGACAUGACUGAAUCAUUUGGAUUAACUAUAAGAAGGAAGAAUGAUUUGUUUUUGAUCCCUAUUCCUUAUCGUUCUUUGUUGAAGAUGAAAGUCAGAAUGCGUUCAGCUUCCUAUGGCGUGAAAGGAUUUAAAUGUUUUGGUAAAGUGAAGGCGCAUCCUCUUCAUGUGUUGAGCUUUUAGUCACCAGAUGUGUUUAUGACGUGCUGGUCUUUAUUACUUUAUUUAUUUCAUGUUUUUCCAUUCGGUUGUUAUUUUGCUUUGGUUUUGUAAAAGGUCACGUGCCUAUAAAUGUUUUGUUUUGAUGGAUGUUAAGGACCACUCAACGGCAUACAACUGUGUGGGUCCUCUUCUAUUUUCCUAAGCAAGUUGUUAUGCAAAACAUUAUCGUUUUGCUUCCACAGCCUUAAUAGAUGUGGUCUUCCUCAAAUAUU
Theobroma cacao (cacao) is the source of this 2187-nucleotide messenger RNA. Its product is annotated as cytochrome P450 71D10-like. Gene Ontology annotation, molecular function: heme binding; monooxygenase activity; oxidoreductase activity, acting on paired donors, with incorporation or reduction of molecular oxygen. The record is from RefSeq and is a predicted model, not a curated record. Lineage: Eukaryota; Viridiplantae; Streptophyta; Magnoliopsida; Malvales; Malvaceae.